UUAUUCCUCCUCUCUCUGGAGCUUCAUUCCUGUGCACGAUCCGAGCGAGACAGACGGCUUAACGGAGCAGCCAGAAGAGGAAAGAUUCGCUCAGGGAAUAAAUAUCUGUGAACUGCGCGGCUGUUUUCUUUACGGGAAUACCACUGGGUUGCGGACGCACGUGAGCACCCACAUGCUCAUAUGGGACCACUCGGCAUGGCUCUGAUACCUCUGUUCUGACCAGCAGAAAAGAAAAAGUAUUGUGGAAUCUCCCGGAGCAGGUUGUUGUUUUGUAGCAGAAUCUCCAAACGGGAAUGCUGUCUGGAUGGUGACCGCGGACUGGACUACCUGCUCUCCGUCUGUUUACUCAGUGCGCAGGAAAGGGACUGGGAGACUUGCACCCGCUGCCUGCGUGCUCUCUGGUUUAAUAGGGUGCUUUGGGGAUCAGUGAAAAUAACACAAAAAGCGAGAAGGGCUUCUGUUUUUACACAUUUUUACUCCGAGGUCAGAGCUAUUCUCCUGCGAACUCUCGCCUCUGAGUGUUUUGUUGAAUGAGGAUAACUCUGAGCCUGGAGCGUUGACGCAGCAACUGGGACUAGGACGGAACUGGGGGUGCGUGGAGCGUUGGGUCACCCCGGGAUUGUUUUGUACCUCCACACUCUUCUCAGCCGCGGCUCUGUGUUCAUGUCCAAGUUGAGCACUUUAUGACAAUGGAUUACUUUCUGCUCUUAUGCAGCCUCUCGGUGUCCGUGGUCUCCGCCGUUGAAGAGACACUGAUGGACACAAAGUGGGCCACGACAGAGUUAGCGUGGACUGCACACCCUGAGACCGGGUGGGAAGAGGUGAGUGGCUAUGAUGAUGCCAUGAAUCCCAUCCGGACAUACCAAGUCUGCAAUGUACGAGAGCUCAACCAGAAUAACUGGCUACGUAGUGACUUCAUCCCACGCAAAGACGUACUGCGUGUAUACGUAGAGAUGAAAUUCACAGUUCGUGACUGUAACAGCAUUCCCAACAUACCAGGUUCCUGCAAAGAGACCUUCAACCUUUUCUACUACGAGUCUGACUCAGACUCAGCCACUGCCACCAGCCCUUUCUGGAUGGAGAACCCUUAUGUGAAAGUGGACACUAUUGCCCCAGAUGAGAGCUUCUCAAUGCUUGAGUCUGGACGGGUAAACACAAAGGUCAGAAGUUUUGGGCCACUUUCCAAAGCUGGGUUCUACUUGGCCUUCCAGGACCUUGGUGCUUGCAUGUCACUUAUAUCAGUGAGGGUGUUUUACAAAAAGUGCUCCACCACAAUUGCCAACUUUGCAGUUUUCCCAGAAACAGCAACGGGAGCUGAGGCAACCUCAUUGGUUAUUGCUCCAGGAACUUGUGUUCCCAAUGCCCUAGAGGUUUCUGUGCCACUGAAGCUCUACUGCAACGGAGAUGGAGAGUGGAUGGUUCCUGUAGGAGCAUGCACAUGUGCAGCUGGUUUUGAACCAGCCAUGAAGGAUACCCAGUGUCAAGCUUGCGGCCCUGGCUCCUUCAAGUCCAAACAAGGGGAUGGCCCCUGUUUUCCCUGCCCAGCCAACAGUCGAGCAACCUCUGGAGCAGCCAGCAUUUGUUCCUGUCGAAAUGGUUAUUAUCGCUCUGACACAGAUACUCCAGACUCCCCGUGCACCACUGUUCCAUCGGCCCCACGCAGUGUCAUCUCGAGCGUUAACGAAACAUUGCUGCUGCUAGAAUGGAGUGAACCUCGGGAUAUGGGUGGCCGCGAGGACGUCUUCUAUAGCGUCAUCUGCAAAAAGUGCCUCCCUGAGCGAGGAAUGUGUUCACGAUGUGAUGACAAUGUAGACAUUUCUCCACGCCACCUUGGCUUGACGCAACGCCGUGUGACAGUUCGCAACCUCCAAGCCCACACGCAGUACAGCUUUGAGAUCCAGGCGCUCAACGGUGUGUCCAACAAGAGCCCCUAUACGCCUCAGUUUGCUGCAGUGAACAUCACCACAAAUCAGGCUGCACCUUCUGCAGUCCCCACAGUCCAUUUAAUGGCGGCCACAGCAAGCACAAUGAGUCUCUCCUGGCUUCCUCCAGAAAAACCAAAUGGGAUCAUUCUGGAUUAUGAGAUCAAGUACCACGAGAAGGAUCAAGGUGAAGCCAUUGCCCACACCAUGACUGCUCAAAGGAGCAACGCCCGCAUUGAGGGUCUUAAGGCUGGUACACCAUAUGUGGUUCAAGUCCGGGCCAGAACAGUGGCUGGUUAUGGGCGUUAUAGUAGCCCAGCGGACUUCAGCACCAAUCUGCAAACCGACCCACCAAAGUCGUGGCAGGAACAGCUGCCACUCAUCGUUGGAUCCAUCACAGCAGCCUUAGUCUUCAUCAUUGCAGUUGUGGUCAUUGGCAUUGUCUGUCUUAGAAAACAAAGAAAUGGCUCAGAAUCAGAGUAUACAGAGAAACUUCAGCAGUACAAAUCCCCAAUAGUAACGCCGGGAAUGAAGGUCUACAUUGACCCCUUCACCUAUGAGGAUCCCAAUGAAGCAGUGCGAGAGUUUGCCAAGGAGAUUGACGUGUCCUGCGUGAAGAUCGAGGAGGUCAUUGGCGCAGGUAACCCACCAAAGCUCCUGAGCUACAGGGGGAAGACUGCUAGUCACCUCCAGGCCAUACCGUUAGAGGACUUCACACCAAGCGGAGAGUUUGGGGAGGUGUGCCGAGGUCGAUUAAAGCUGCCUGGGCGCCGAGAAAUCAUUGUGGCCAUCAAGACUCUAAAAGUGGGCUACACUGAUCGCCAGAGGCGAGACUUCCUGUCUGAAGCAUCCAUAAUGGGCCAGUUUGACCACCCCAACAUUAUCCGACUGGAGGGUGUGGUUACCAAGAGUCGGCCAGUCAUGAUUGUGACCGAGUUCAUGGAAAAUGGGGCCCUGGACUCUUUUCUAAGGCUGAAUGACGGGCAGUUCACAGUAAUCCAGUUGGUUGGCAUGUUGCGUGGCAUCGCAGCAGGCAUGAAAUAUUUGUCGGACAUGAACUACGUGCACAGGGACCUAGCUGCCCGCAACAUUCUGGUCAACAGCAAUCUGGUGUGUAAAGUGUCCGAUUUUGGACUGUCGCGAUUUCUCGAAGACGACCCCACAGAUCCCACCUACACCAGUUCCCUGUAUUUCAUGCUUACAUACUCAUUCGCAUAUCCACAGGGAGGGAAAAUCCCUAUCCGUUGGACGGCGCCUGAAGCCAUCGCCUACAGGAAGUUCACCUCAGCCAGUGAUGUCUGGAGCUACGGCAUAGUCAUGUGGGAAGUUAUGUCGUAUGGUGAGAGGCCAUAUUGGGACAUGAGCAAUCAAGAUGUGAUAAAUGCUGUAGAGCAGGACUAUCGGCUGCCCCCACCUAUGGAUUGCCCCACAGCCCUACACCAGCUUAUGUUGGACUGUUGGGUGAAAGAAAGGAACCUGCGACCGAAAUUCACCCAGAUUGUUGCCACGUUGGAUAAACUUAUUCGCAAUGCAGCAAGUCUCAAAGUGGUCUCCAACAGCACACAGUCCAGUGGGGUAUCCCAGCCCUUGCUUGAUCGCUGUGUGCCAGACUAUACCACUUUCACCACUGUGGGGGACUGGCUGGAUGCCAUCAAGAUGAGCCGCUACCGUGACAACUUUGUCAACGCCGGAUUUGCAUCCUUUGACCUGGUGGCCCAGAUGACGGCAGAGGACUUGCUGCGGAUAGGGGUGACGUUGGCUGGUCAUCAGAAGAAAAUUCUUGGUAGCAUUCAGGACAUGAGACUACAGAUGAACCAAACACUUCCUGUCCAGGUGUGAGCAGCAGGACACACAAGACGGAUGCAGUCAAAGGACAGCCAGACAGGAAAAGGGGAGAAACUGUGCCAGAGAAGGCCACUGGAAAACCCUAGCUGCCUGACCUAUCUGCCAACUAGACACUAUGAAACUGGCUUGCAGUGCCUAAGAUUUUUUUUUUCUUUAUUUCAAUACCACUUACAUUUCCUGUCCCCACUCUUUGUUGCCUGCAUUGUUUCUUCCAUCCAAAAUGAAUUAGUAUGUUUUUGAAAGAAGAGGACUUCCCCCUAAUUCCCAUGUGUGCCUCACCAACUCUAAAAUGGGUUGAUGUUUGCAUGCAUGUUUUUUUGUCAAGUUGGCCUUAGUUGUGCUCUGAUCCUCAUGCAAGACCCUCGUUUCUUGACCUUCUGAGUGUAAUAAGACACGCUAAAGGAUGAACUUCCCUCACAGGAAAGUAAUCAAAGAUACCUGUGCCAGACCACAAGAGGUGGAGGACGAUUAUUUCCCCGAAAGAUGCUGUUUUACUGUGCAUGUGUGUUAUUUUCCAUCUUCAUAUUGAAGGUGUGUUACCUAAAAGGGCAGAUGCUUGGAGAGGCAUGGAGUGGUGAAGGAAAAAAUGUAAUCGUGCUGCAGUCAAAGGUUAAGAGGCUGACGGAGGUCAAACGAAAGGGAGCCACAUUUUUUGGACACCUGCUUCGACUGUUGGGUCACCGGCGACCUCUUCACUCUAACCUGAAGUGACUUAGGAUUGUUCCUCUUCUCGGGAACACCUACUAAUCAACUGUUUUUUUGGGGGGGGGUUUGUUGUUGUUUUGUUUUUUACAUAUGAGAUCUAUGUCCACAAAACAACAUGUGAUGUUUCCUUUUGACGUUUUCUUGUCUCUCUCACACAUUUUUUGGGAGAAUUGUGGCCGGUCCAACCAGUACCCUGUCAACUGGACACUGUAUGUGACAAGGGGAAAACAAGGACUCUGGCAACAAUGUUUGAAAGACCUCCUGGCCUUUUGUGUGCAUUUUCUUUCAAUGCGAGUGUCUACUUGUGUGUGUGCGCAUGAGUGUGUGUAUGUAUGAAUAAUGAGUGGAUGUGCUAGAGUGCACCAGGUUGCACACGGAUAUACUGUAAAAUAUGGCUUCCAUAAUUUGAAACCAUGGAGAAUUAACGCAUGAACUGAUCUGUAAUAAGCAGACACUAUAUCUGAAAUAAUUAUGCUAUAUUCUGUGGACAGCUGUUAAACAUUCACCUUUCUUUAUUGGAUCCCAAAAACAGACUUUGAUCACACGCACAUACACACACACACAAUUAUGACUGACGCUUUUGUUUUUACUAUUAUCUGGAUUUAGAAAUAAUCAGAAAAAUCGUCUCUAUGUUUCUUGACAUCCUGCCCUGUGUAUUUAUUUGUACCUCACCCACCAACCCGUGAUCCCUCAUCAGUAUAAAGAUGGACUAGGCUGUUUUGGGAACGUGAAACAAUCAGAGAGAAGACGAAGCUCCAAGAGAAUUCACCUGAUGAAAUAACAAUUAAUAAAGUAAUUGCUUAUAUAUUGGAUUUUGUAUUUUUGUUGUUGUUCUAAACAGCCUGUACAGGUUUUGUAACAAAAGUAAGAUAAAUGACUAAAGAAAGAGUUGUUGUAAAAUGUUUGUCUCAGAGUGAAUUCAUCAGGAAGUAACGGAUGUUAGGAGAGAGAAAACAAGCAUGUUCAAUCGCUGAAUAACAUGCUGGUUUUUUUUUGUUUUGCAUACAUUGUUAUCUCAGUGUUGACUAUGUAGGUAUAUACGAGUGUAUGUGUGCCUCUUGAACCUGAUACUCAGCCACCCCAGCCCUAUUUUUGUUUUCAACAUAAAGAGCAUUUGUGAAGCACUGGGCUGUUACUAAUUGUCUUCCAGGCACAUAAUUUUCAUCUCCCGUGAACCACUCAACCGUUGUCCAACCCAUUUUACAUAAGCUUGUCAAGAGGUUUGUAAGGGAACAAGCCAAGGGAUAGUGUUGCAUCAAACUAGUUGCCUCACCUUUGUGUUAUUUCGGUCGGCCUCGGAGGAGGAGCUCUAUUACAGGACCUGUAGUUUCCUCUCCAUCCAACAGGAUCCUCAUUAGAGAAUUCGGAGCUGUCUGGCAGGAGAAACCUAUUGGUCUUUUUCUGUCAGCUCGAUUAAUGCAGCAGCCAAUCAGGCAUUGCAGGGAUAUGAAUGUGCAGCACACAGGCAUUUGCAGACACAGGGCAGGCAGACAUAUCAUUAUCUCUCAUUCAUUUGCUGUCUGGCCUGCAAUCACCCUGUCUCAAGCUCCGGGUGCUGCAUGAUUAGCACAGAGCUGGAUCAACAGUACGAGGGAUACAGGCCAGCCAAAAUCUGGAGCCAGCUUCAUCUUAACUGACAGCAGCUGCAUCUCUGAGGCCAUGCUAUUUGUGCUUCUCACAACAGGGUGUUUGGUGCGGGUGGAUUAGGGAGUGGGGCGGUAUCACUGCUGUGAUCUCGUAGAUAGCCGCCAUAUUGUUUUCAUUGAAGUUAAUCAAUGCAACACGUGAAUCCAAAUCCUUAUAAUAUUGCAAUGUUUUUGGCAGUGCAGUGGUUCUUUCCAGAUCUUUUAAGAAAAAUCAUAUGCAAAACAGCACACCUUCCCUAUUUUGUAACAAUCCCUUUUACAUGUGCAGAUAAUUUUACCAAUGUAGCUGAACUCUUUGUAGAGCUUCCUAUCCUGUAACUCUUUUAGUGUAAACUUAGGAUCACAAUAGCAGUUUGACUGUUUUUGUACUAAUACAGUGCCAUAAAGAACUUUCAGUUUGUCAUCCCCAAAUUAAUAAAUUCAGAUUAAUUAUAUUAUUCAUUAAAAAAAUAUAGCAAUAUGACAGGAAUUAAUUGAAAAAGUGUUUUACUGGGAGGUUUUUAUUGUUACUCAUAAAUACUCUGCCCUCUUUCAUGCCAGGACUCAGUUUAUUGGAAAAGAUUGAUAUAGCACAUGUUUGUAAAGUGACGGCAAUUAGAAUCUGAGAUUUCCACAAUUUCCCAAUAUUGUUUUCAACUUCUCCAGGCACGUCCAUCUUUCAGUCACUUUAGCUUCGCUGCUGCUCUAACUCGUUUGUGGCUCUGAAUCAGAUGCUGGGCACUGAAAUACAGAAAAGUGGGCAGGAUAAAGGGGCUAAACACAAUCAGAUGGCAAACAGGCACGCUCAAGAAAAAGUGACAGCCUGAAGCGUGAACUAUUGAUGAAGUGCACAUGGUGCUUUGAGGUCUGGAGCUGUGUUCAGUAGAGUCAAACUGGCCAUGAGUGAUGUGCUCAACUGGCAGCAAUUUCACAUAUUUAAAAGAUUAAUUCACUUUAACUACUAACAAAUAAUCUGUAGGUAUUUUUUUCAGACAAACAUGGAAGUUUUAUUUGCUUACUGUGCACAAAACGGAAAGGAAUUAUAUCUCCUGGUUUUUGUGUUCAUCCAUCAAGCUGCAUGUGGCUGAAGUUACGAUGGACUGUUACAUUUGUGUGUGUAUGUGUGUGGGAAUAAAACAAAUGCUAUUUUAUAAAGAAACUGUUUGAUUACCAGAGCAUAGACUGUCAGCUAUGGUUAUCAUUCAGUGCAUCAAUAGAAAUCUAAUUAUCUAAACAUUCCUCAACUUUAUUUUAUCCGUUUUACAUAUAUUGCAGAUUAUCACCGAUUAAAGUCUCUUCUAAGAACAGCAGUCACCCCUCCACACACACUGAGCACUCUCUAGCUUUGUUUCCAUUAAAACGUGUCUGUUUUAAAUAAAUAUACAGUCAUUUUUAUGUCCUCUAACAUGUCCACAGACUUGUUGUCUUUUGGUCACUUUUAUGUUACUUUUUACUUUUUUUCCCAAAUAAUAAGCAACAUUUUUCAGAGAGUACUGUACAUGAUUAGUAAAAUAGGAACAGUGGGGUUGGAAAACUGAAAUGCAAUUGUUACUUCCUCUUUGGAAAGCAUUGAGAUGUAUUUAAUGGUGCAGACAUACACAACAAAUUACUAAAAGAAGAUGCAUUCUUGUAGAAAUAUUUUUAAAAGACCCUUUUUUGCAAUUAAAUUAUUUAAGAAAUGUGA
Xiphophorus couchianus (Monterrey platyfish) is the source of this 7781-nucleotide messenger RNA. RefSeq names its product eph receptor B3b (gene ephb3b). Gene Ontology annotation, molecular function: protein binding; ATP binding; transmembrane-ephrin receptor activity. The record is from RefSeq and is a predicted model, not a curated record. The coding region runs from base 684 to 3761 and encodes 1025 amino acids. Gene Ontology annotation, biological process: protein phosphorylation; ephrin receptor signaling pathway; axon guidance. The transcript has 16 exons. Gene Ontology annotation, cellular component: plasma membrane; dendrite. NCBI's taxonomy places the organism in Eukaryota, Metazoa, Chordata, Actinopteri, Cyprinodontiformes, Poeciliidae.